AUGACGGCAAUCAAAUUAACAGAUUAUGACGGCAAUCAAAUUAAAAUAUUAGGUACAACGCAAAUCAAUGCAAAUAAUAAAAGUUACUUGGAAGCUACAAUUUCGACUAAAAGUGGUUUGAUAGAUGACUUUAAUCGCAGUAUAAAUCCUUGCGAUGAUUUCUACGCCUACACCUGUUCCAAUUGGAUGUCGAAGCAAGCAUCGACACAUUUCUUGACUCAAAAAUAUCAGGUUUCGCAAAAGAAUAGGAAAAUGAUUCAUGAUUAUUUAGUUGCCAGCGAAUCGCCUCGACUUAAAUCUUCCGCUCAACAAAACGCUGCCAAUUUUCAUAAAUCUUGUAUGAAUAGAUUUAAGUUACCAAAUAAAAAUUUUACAUACAAUUACAAUAAUGUCUUCGAAAAUAUAUUCAAAGUUGACCUUUGGAAAAAUGUUCCAAAAUUUAUGAAAGCCAACAAAUAUGGCUCCAUUAGACGAGUCAUAUUCAACUCUAUUAAUUCCAGUAUCAAAGAAUGUCUUAGAAAGGCUCCUAGAACUUCAUCUCCAACAUGCUGGCCCUUGCAAAAAACAUUAUCCCAAAUGGGAAUAUCCCCAGCUUUAAUAGUUAUUGGGCCUGAGUUGAUAGUCAAUGAUAAAAUAGUAAUAUCUAUUAAACCUGGUAUCCCUAACUUGGAUUACCGAGAUUAUUCCAACCGGAAUAUAUUAAAUCCUUAUAAAAAAUACGUUAAAAAACUAUUGGGAGAUACUUUAAAAUUAAGAUCCCAGGAAAUAGAUGGUGUAAUUGAUUUUGAAAAGAAACUAAGCCAAUUUAGAGGAAUAAGUGAAAGUAUGGAUGACGGAAAAAGUGAAUUUCUGAGAGUCGCUGAUUUAGAUAAAAGAUUUCCCUUUAUGAACUGGUCAAAAUAUCUAGCCGAUAUGUUUAAGUCUUACAGUCUUUCCACCAAUUUUCAACCUAUAGUUCGUGUGUCUUCUAUCGAAUAUUUUGAAAAGUGUAUCCAGGAUUCCAGCAUGAAAGGGGAUACGAUGACUUUUCGCUAUAAAUAUAAAAGGCAGGGCUUAACCCUGCACUCACAGUUAGAGCGAAUUAGCGGCAAAGAGGGUGAAUGA
Molecule: messenger RNA, 1104 nt
Organism: Gordionus sp. m RMFG-2023
Lineage: Eukaryota; Metazoa; Nematomorpha; Gordioida; Chordodea; Parachordodidae
Exons: 7
Coding region: 1-1104 (367 amino acids)
Biological process (GO): proteolysis
Cellular component (GO): plasma membrane
Molecular function (GO): metalloendopeptidase activity
Source: RefSeq, a predicted model, not a curated record